CAGAAGGAUCAGUGUAACGAGAAGCUGCUAAUCAACAGGGUGUGUAGUAAUUAUUUCUGAAGGGGUGUGUGCUGGUUGAUCAGGAUGGGUGACUUCACCUGAGAAAGAGGGAAAAAGGGCUGGAGACUCGAGAACAAAACACACUGUUGGCACUUUCCACAAAUAUGCAUGACAACACGCCUGCAGCACACUUUACAUUGACACGCAAACACCUGCGCAUUGUAUGUGUGUCAGUCAAAAGAGAGGAAUUACUGUUGUUCAUAUUCAUAACCACAGACGCCUGAUUUCAGAUCACUGCUGUCUGGAUUCACAUCUAUAACACAAUAUGAGCACACAGACCAAAUCCGUUGUGAUGAACACAGACAGCGGCAAGAAAAGAACCGUCCUGAAAGACAACAGCUGGAUCAGAAGAAACGCAGAGGAGGACGAGUCCGUCGAUUAUGAUCCUAACCCUGGUAAAGUAGUUCUGGGUCAGCGGAAAUCAAGAGAAGAUGUUGACAGCAAACCGCUGGAGGACGAUCAAACCUCAGCUAACUCUGGGACGUCCAUCAGCAACUUAACCAAGAGGUUCGGUGGCAGUCAGGAGCUGCUCAACAAAAGCAGCAGUGUGAACACUAAGAGCGGAGCCGUCUCCAUCACAUCGCCCUCCAAACCUCCGAUCCCUGUCAGGAAUCCGGCGCUCAAGACUCCCAACGGCUCCAGCUUCACAGCGAGAGUGUUCUCCGGAGCAAACACCAGCAGCAAACCGUCAAGUCCUGUUAAACGCACGUUUGGUGAGAAGCUUCCGGAGGUCACAGCGUUUCAGAACACAAACGGAACACAGGUCAAGACGGUUUAUACAGAGAUUCCCGCUGCAUCCCCGACCCUGCGCUCUCCUCUACAGACGCUGGAGUCCAGCAGAACACAGGUCAAGACGGUUUAUACAGAGAUUCCCGCUGCAUCCCCGACCCUGCGCUCUCCUCUACAGACGCUGGAGUCCAGCAGAACACAGGUCAAGACGGUUUAUACAGAGAUUCCCGCUGCAUCCCCGACCCUGCGCUCUCCUCUACAGACGCUGGAGUCCAGCAGGACGGUCAGCAGUCGGGAUGUUUGUACGGUCUGUGGGAAACCCGUCUCUGGAUCAGAGAGGAUGAUUCUGGAAGAUCUGAGGAUCAUCAGCCACACGUCCUGCUUCAGGUGUGCAGUGUGUCGCUGUGAUCUCGGCGGUCUGGAGGCAGGAAAGUCUCUCUGGGUUUAUCGGGAGCGAGUGAACUGUGCAAACUGCUUCAGUAAAAUCAGAGGUCAGUGGUAUAUUUGAGACAAACAGGCAUCAAUCUACAUGGAGACACUGAAUAUGAAUAAAGACAAUAAUUCAACACAACUGAUCUUAUAAAUUACAGUUGAUAAUGAUAUAAAAAGGCAUGCUUUAUAUUAUAUUCCUGAGGAAAAUGUUUACAGGAUUUAUAUGGUAAUGCUUUCUUGAGGUUAUUAAUGGGCAAAGCUUUGAUAAUUCAUGAAUUAUACACAAAUAUGCAAAUGCAAUCUGUUCUUUCAAUUUCAUUUAAGUGUAACUGACAUUAUUGUUCAACUUUAAACAUGAUAUGCACAUAAUAAAACUCUAUUCUGAAUCUGACAA
Carassius carassius (crucian carp) is the source of this 1615-nucleotide messenger RNA. Its product is annotated as LIM domain only protein 7. The coding region runs from base 326 to 1297 and encodes 323 amino acids. Gene Ontology annotation, cellular component: cytoplasm. NCBI's taxonomy places the organism in Eukaryota, Metazoa, Chordata, Actinopteri, Cypriniformes, Cyprinidae. The record is from RefSeq and is a predicted model, not a curated record. The transcript has 14 exons. Gene Ontology annotation, biological process: epidermis development.